Molecule: messenger RNA, 1148 nt
Organism: Dunckerocampus dactyliophorus (ringed pipefish)
Lineage: Eukaryota; Metazoa; Chordata; Actinopteri; Syngnathiformes; Syngnathidae
Product: histone H1.11L-like
Exons: 1
Coding region: 28-663 (211 amino acids)
Biological process (GO): nucleosome assembly
Cellular component (GO): nucleosome
Molecular function (GO): structural constituent of chromatin; DNA binding
Source: RefSeq, a predicted model, not a curated record
UUGAGCGACGUUCAGAAGACAGCAAACAUGGCAGAGGAAGCACCAGCAGCUGCAGGGCCGUCCAAAGCCCAGGCUAAACCCGCAAGGAAGAAGGCGGCGGCGGCGUCCAAAGGAAAGCGAGACACCCCUAGUCUCCCGAAGCUUAUCACUCAGGUGGUCGCCGAGUCCAAGGAGCGUAAAGGGACAUCAGUGGCUGCGAUUAAGAAGGCUCUGGCAGACAAAGGCGUCGAUGUGGCCAAAUCUAACAAGCGCGUAAAUAACGCCUUGGUUAAUUUGGUGACGAACGGAGCCCUGGUUCAAACCAAGGGAAUCGGCGCUUCUGGCUCUUUCAAGAUGGCUAAGAAGGAUGGUGAGCCGAAGACAAAGGCAGUGAAGAAGCCUGCAGCCAAGAAAGCACCUAUCAAGAAGAAGACACCAGCCAAGAAACCAACUUCUAAACCCAAGAAAACUGUCACCCCCAAGAAGGUGAAGUCCUCAGCAAAGAAGACUAAGACCAGUCUCGCGAAGAGUCCGGCGAGGCCCAAGCCCGCCGCAAAGAAGUCCAAGCCUGCAGCAAAGAAGUCACCUGCUAAAAAGGCUCCCGCUAAAAAAGCUCCAGUCAAGAAGGCAGCGCCUAAGAAGCCAGCUUCCAAGAAAGCUGCACCCAAGAAGUCUAAGAAGUGAAUGUACUGACAUUCAUUGUCAUCUUGCUUCAACCAAAGGCUCUUUUAAGAGCCACCACAACAUCCACUCGAGAGCAUUUCCUUCUUAUCUCGCAUAAGCAAACUUUUGAAUGCGACAACUUACACAUGCGUACACCUAAGACAAGUGAAGUGUCCUUUUACGUUUGCCCUCAUAGAAUGGUGUAAAAAAGGAUGAAAAGCAUGAGUCGCCCGGCUGCCAUUGGCGAAAAUAGUGUGGCAAGCAAAUAUCUUUCCGACAGUAAUCAUUGUGUUAUAGCUCGAAUCAUGGCCAAAUGCAUAUUUCAGCUGUUAAGGAGUGCGUUUUUCCAUAGUUAUGUAUUUUAUUACCAGUUAAGCGUGUCCCUCGCCUACCACCCAGAGUUUGGAAUAGGCUCCAGCAUACACCCGCGACCCUAAUGAGGAUUACGCGGCAUAUAAAAUUGAUGAAUAUACUGUAUGUAUAUAUAUAUGCAUUGUGUAUGUAUA